UCUAUCGCUGUUUCUUGAUCAUUUUCUCAGGCAUACAUUGCAGUCGUAAACAAGCAUUGUUACUCACAGCAGUAAAAGUAACAAACAACAACCAUGGGCAAACUCCUGGUUUGCUUUUUCAUUCUGACAGUGGUCCUCUUUUUGGCAGUUUUGUCUUCAGUGGAUGGACUCCCUAUGCCGGAACCACAGCAAAGUGGGCAGAAUAGUGGAAAUCGUAAGACAACUCCACCUCCAG
This is a messenger RNA of Diachasma alloeum, 235 nucleotides long. RefSeq names its product glycine-rich RNA-binding protein 2. Lineage: Eukaryota; Metazoa; Arthropoda; Insecta; Hymenoptera; Braconidae. The record is from RefSeq and is a predicted model, not a curated record.